ACCUUUUACCAUUAAUCCCCCAACACCCUAAACCUUAAUAUUUAUUUUUCCAAAAAAGAAAAAUGGCACGUCCAAGCAAUAUAAUCAUCACGAUCCUCAAUGUGCUUACCUUGGCCAUGGCCAUUUUGGCCAUUGGGUUUUCAAUGUGGUUGCAAAUUCACCCUGGUAAUUCAUCUCUGUGCCAAAAAGUCCUCCACAAGCCUUUGUUGUACGUGGGAUUGGCCCUUUUUGUGGUUUCAUUGCUUGGAUUGAUCGGUUCAUGUUGCAGGCUUUCAUUUUUCAUGUGGCUAUAUUCGGCUGUGCUGUUUCUGAUGAUCCUGGGGUUGAUCUGUUUCACCAUUUUUACCAUAAUUGUGACCAACAAGGGUGUUGGAAAGGUAUUGUCUAAGCGAGGGGUGCAGGAAUAUAGAUUUGGAGAUUACUCAAGGUGGUUGCAGAAUUAUGUGGUGAAUGCUGAAAAUUGGGACGAGAUCAAGAGCUGUUUGGUUGAUGUCAAUUUCUGCCGAAAUAUUGAUACCGGUAAACCACCUGAAUUUUACCAAAAAGGCCUGCCUCCUAUUCAGUCGGGUUGUUGCAAGCCUCCAGCAUACUGUGGAUUCGAGUCCAAGAAUGCAACUUUCUGGACAAUGCCGGAAACAGGGCCAGCCGUGCCGGACGCCGAUUGCAGGACUUGGAGCAACGUCCAAACGCAGCUCUGCUUUGAUUGCCAAUCAUGCAAGACAGCAUUCCUUGACAACAUCAAGAAAGAAUGGAAGACUCUUGCCAUCAUCAAUACUUGCAUCCUCGUCCUUGUGAUUGCCAUCUACUCGGUUGGCUGCUGUGCACUGAGAAACAACCGGAGGAGCAAAGGAUACGCUAAGCACAGAGGAGGAUACCUUUGACCACUCUGAC
Coffea eugenioides is the source of this 891-nucleotide messenger RNA. Its product is annotated as tetraspanin-8. The coding region runs from base 63 to 881 and encodes 272 amino acids. The record is from RefSeq and is a predicted model, not a curated record. Gene Ontology annotation, cellular component: plasma membrane; plasmodesma. The transcript has 2 exons. NCBI's taxonomy places the organism in Eukaryota, Viridiplantae, Streptophyta, Magnoliopsida, Gentianales, Rubiaceae. Gene Ontology annotation, biological process: auxin-activated signaling pathway.